Molecule: messenger RNA, 1423 nt
Organism: Macadamia integrifolia
Lineage: Eukaryota; Viridiplantae; Streptophyta; Magnoliopsida; Proteales; Proteaceae
Product: glycosylinositol phosphorylceramide mannosyl transferase 1-like
Exons: 5
Coding region: 368-1393 (341 amino acids)
Cellular component (GO): membrane
Molecular function (GO): glycosyltransferase activity
Source: RefSeq, a predicted model, not a curated record
ACAUUUGUUCGACGACGCAGUCACUAAGUGAGACUAUGAUCCUCGAGAGCGAUGGAUUCCAGAAUCCAGAUCCCAUCACUUCAUCACUCAUAGAUUUUCUCACUGUGUAUUUGUCGCGAUUGCGAAUCUUGUUCUUCGUUAUCGCAUUGGCAUUACCGCCUUUCCCUUUCAUGAUUUCAUCAUAUGCCUCGCGUUGCUGCAACUACCCUUCAUUCUUCUUCAUCUGUAUACGUCCUUUCCUUUGCAACCCCUCGGAUACCAAUCGUCGUCGAGGGGUAGGAGAAGGCCGAGAUGAGCUUCAUCUGAGCUUAAGCAAUGACGGCAUCCAGAAGGCGAGUGAUAUUUGAAUGUUGUCCUUUGUGAAAUCAUGCUCUGCGGGCUUCGAUUAGUUGGUGUGAUGAGAGGGAACUUCCUUAAUCGCAGGAUUCUGCAGAGAUUCCGUCAGCUUAUGAUCUCCUCCUUCCUUGGAUCUGUUAAGAUUAAGCUGCUGCUCGGCUGCUGUAUUGCUUUUACUGUUGUGUUCAUUGCUGGCCGUGCCGCGACUUCUGUGGGAUUGAGACACCGCCACGAGUCUCUUCGAAGCUUCCCUACUCCCAGGAAAGGUUACACUAUCUUGAUUAAUACAUGGAAAAGAAAUGAUCUUCUGAAACAGUCUAUUUCUCACUAUGCAUCCUGUGUGGGGCUUGAUUCAAUACAUAUUGUAUGGAGUGAACCUGAUCCUCCAUCAGAGUCUCUUCGUGAGUUUCUUUGGCAUAGUAUUAAGUCAAACUCAAGGGAUGAUAAAGACAUUGAACUGAGGUUCGACAUAAACAAGGAAGACAGUCUAAAUAACCGAUUCAAGGAAAUUAAGGAUUUGAAGACGGAUGCUAUAUUUUCAAUUGAUGAUGAUGUUAUAUUUCCCUGCACUUCAGUAGAGUUUGCUUUCAGUGCUUGGCAGAGUGCUCCUGAUACCAUGGUGGGGUUUGUACCCCGUGGUCAUUGGGUGGAUAAAUUGAAGAAGAAUACUGACUAUUACACUUAUGGGGGCUGGUGGUCUGUUUGGUGGAUGGGCACAUACAGUAUGGUGCUUUCAAAAGCUGCCUUUUUUCACAAGAACUAUCUUUUCUCAUAUACAAACCAGAUGCCACCAUCUAUUCGAGAAUUUGUAGCCAAGAACAGCAGGAAUUGUGAAGAUAUUGCAAUGUCUUUCCUUGUUGCAAAUGCAUCUGGUGCUCCCCCCAUAUGGGUGAAAGGUAAGAUAUUUGAGAUCGGCUCAGCUGGAAUCAGUAGUUUGGGAGGUCAUAACAGCCAGAGAACCCAAUGCGUCAACGAAUUUGUAGGAGAAUAUGGGCGCAUGCCAUUGAUAUCAACAUCUGUGAAGGCUGUGGAUAGCCGCAACAGCUGGUUUUGGUGAUAUUGAGUUUCUUCAUUGAUAAGUUUUUUC